Oncorhynchus kisutch (coho salmon) is the source of this 1280-nucleotide messenger RNA. It is a transcript of the gene cd59b, whose product is annotated as CD59 molecule (CD59 blood group) b. The record is from RefSeq and is a predicted model, not a curated record. Bases 218 to 574 code for a protein of 118 amino acids. The transcript has 3 exons. NCBI's taxonomy places the organism in Eukaryota, Metazoa, Chordata, Actinopteri, Salmoniformes, Salmonidae.
AUUGAUUGUAUCCUAGUUAGCAACCUAAUUUAACCUUUGUCUUAAUUCCCUUUGUAUUCUUGGAGGGUAUCUGGGAAUGGUUAAGACUUUCCAUACUGACUGCUACAAGAAGGAUAUAGCUUGAUGAUUCAUGUGUUUGAUCUAGUUUGUCUACAGAUUUGACAUUUUCCUAAAAGAAUACGGUCUUAUAUUUAGGGGACAUUACAAGGCAGCAAAAAUGAAGCGCUCCCUUGGACUUUGCUUGGUGGUCUGUUUUGGGAUACUCGAUUUGGGCUGUGCACUUCGUUGCUUCAAGUGCUCCGAUUACACUGGGCGCUGCGAAAAUGUUCAAGACUGCACUUAUGAAGAUUCCUGUUUAUCUCUGAGUGAAAAAGGUGGGAAGACAAUUCGACAGUGUAUCAGAUACACAGACUGUGACAAUUCUCGACUUUCCCAGAUGUUCCCUGCCGUCUCCGGGUUCACGUACCGGUGUUGCAGCAGCAACCUGUGUAAUAGUAGUACCACUAUUGCCACGAGAGGGCCAGUUUUCGCUUUGAUGGGGUCACUAUUGGUCUUCUGGUGGUCCUCACUGUGAGCUCCAACUGCCGUGCACAGCUGACGCAGAGCCCUCAAUGGAGCUGGAGAUUGCAGUCAGUAAUAUGAUUUUAUGUUGUUGUUGAUAGUUAAAUGUGGUUGUUUUAAAUUGUGGAUGAACAAUGUCCGACUUAGCUGCAGUCUUUCCUGUUUUCUCAAAUGCUUUUUUUUCAGUGAACUAACCUAGAGGAACACUCGAAAUAGAAAUCUACAUGUUUAUUGAUAUUGGUUGUUGUAAAUUGAUACUUGACAGUUAUGUGCAUAUUAGGCCAUUCACUUUAGAAGCAUCAGGCUAAGACAACCUCGUUCAUCCAAUAAUGAAUAACCGGGAACAUUGUACAUGCUAUCCAUACUGUAGUCUGAAGCAGGGUUUCGUCCCACUUUAUGUACACUUACUACAGCCUCAUUUUACCAUGAUGAUUCAUCAAUUUCACUAGGAACGCAGACUAGUCGUGAAGAUAGGCUGCACAGAUGGGAGGGGAUAUGCUAGUAGUCUAUUCACCCACCUAGGCACCUACUCACCCAAGUCAAGACGGGAAAAAUGUCAGCUGAAAAUAUAUUUCCCCAGUGUUUUAAGUUGUGAUAAGAAAUAUGUUUCAAUAACAUUUAAAACCAUGUUAAAGGUUGUGAAAAUUGUCAAUCAGUUUUAUUCUCACUUGUAGAAGACUCACCCAAACCAAUAAAAUGACCUACCGGUAUUUGAAAGA